AAUCAAGCGCGUCUUCUUUUCCCACCGUUUUCCAACUUUUACUUUUUUCCAUCUUACCCGGGAUUUCACCACCAACCUCUGUACCCUUUGCCACCUAUCAUUAUUAUAGAGAGAGUGAUAGAGCUGGGAGGCCCAAUCCUUACGCCAUGGCGGCCUCAUCGCCGCUCACAGAUCUCGACGGCACAUCGACGCCGGCCUCUUUCCACACAGCCGCCGACUCCCCCAACGCUGCCGAUACCACCAACAUUACAAGUCCCGAUCACGAAGACGACCAAAAACCUAAAUAUUACAAAUGCAAAGAGAUUCCCCAUGUCCUCAAACAAUCCUGCCAGAUCCAUCUCGAGGAGCAGAUGUACCUCCCAGCAAUAGACCUACUCGGAAGUCUUCUCAGCGAUGCCGGUGAAGGGCAACAACCAGACAAACCCGUCCGAGUACCUCCUCCUGCCCAGAUCGCUCUUCUCGGCACCCUGACGAUCCACCCCGCGUAUACAUCCCGCGCUCCCGAGCAAGCCAACCUCGACAUCGCUGCCGAAUCCCGAGAAUACCUCCGCACGCUCCUCAACAAGGUCGGGCCUGUAAACGCCGACUUCCGAUCAGCAUUCUCUUUCAGGCAAGGGCAAAACAGUGGUCGAUGGGCCCGGAGAAAUUCGCGAGAGUUCAACAGCCCAGGCGAAAGCGACGGCGGUGGCAGUAUCGGCAGCUUUAGUGAAGCGGAUAACAUUGAGAGCAAGUGGUCUGGAAAUGACCACAGCAUAUGGAGAAGAUCAUCCGAUUUCUGGUCCGUCUUGGGUUGGGCGUUCCGGUGCAGCACUACACAUCCGCACCGUUGGGUGCACUGGAAGGCGUGGCUGGAUUUCAUGAUUGAGUGCCUGGAGAAGGACUGGGAUGAGCGGCUUGCGCAGGAUCAGGCCAACUUCCAAGCCAAAAUCAACAGAAGCAGCGACCCCGGGUCCGAGGCUAAGUGCCAGUACCCUCUGCUGCAGCAAAGUCUGUUUGUUCAAUACGUGGAUGACCUACGGCGGGAUAGAAAGAGGGUGCUCCAUGAAGUUAUUAGAGCACUGUUCGCGUUCGCUGAUGACGAAAACACCGCGGACAACACGUACUACAGAGAGGUGUUCAACAAGGAAACAGUCCUCCACACAGACAAAAGCAACAAGCGAAAACACUCGCAUAUGACCGCCGUCGACCUAGAAAAGGACCAAUUCGGCGAUUACCUCGAAGACUGGGACGACCCGGUCACCGACGACGACGACAAAGCAGACGCAUUUCACACCCCUCACCUCCCAUCCGCCCGAACCGGCCGAAGAACCAAAGGCCGACCAAGGUCCACCCCCUUCUCCAAACCCGGCAAAGCCUUCGACGUUUCCCCCACAACAACUCCCAACCCCCUUCGCGUAACCGACGGCCUAGCGGACUCGAUACCUCUCCGACUGCGUCUCUUCCGCCUCAUCUCCGCCUGUGCCUACUACCUCCCACCCGACAUUCUCUCCAAGCCUAAGGAUCUCUACGACCUAUUUUCAUCGCGCCUUAAAUCCCUACCCCUCCCCUGUUUCGAGCUCUUCCUCUCUCUAGACCACGUCGACCUCGCCCUCCCACGGUACAUCUACGUCUCCCUCUUCCGCUAUGUGGCUCAGUCGUUCACACCCCGCAACGCGCCCCAGCCUGAAGACGCCGACCCGGAAGCAGACGCGGACCACGCCAUCAGUCAGACGAUGCUUAGAGAGUGUUUUCUGCCGUAUCCGGCCAAGACCGUGACCGUGGAGGAUAAUGCCAAGUUUAGCCUGGUGCUGGAGAGCAUGGCGUGGUGUCUGUUUCAGUCCGGAAGCGUGGAUUAUUUCGAUGGGCUGAAGUGGGCGGUGGAGAAGGGGAUCGAGGAACGGGAGAAGAAGAUCAAGAAGGGGAACGGGAGGGGAGGAGCGGCCAUGACGGCUGCGGAGAAAAUGGGGAGGCAGGUGCUGGAGCGGAGCGCGGCGUCGUUGAGGGCGUUUGUUGAUGCGGUUGAGACUACGAGUUUGGCCGAGGAUGGGGUGAUAGGUACUGGGGACGAGAUGGAUGAAGACUCUAUUAUGGUCGGCAGCCCCUAGAAGUGGCGGCCUCCUGAGUGUUGAUGGGUCUGCUGGCUUUUGGGGUUUGGGAUGUUUUGGAGUUGGUGUUUGGCGGCGUUCUACUGCACGACAAAAAUGUUAAUGGGUUUAGGUGAUGGGUUCUGGCGGUUAUCUGUUAUACAUAUUUGUUAUGAUACCCCCCUGUAUAGAUGUAGCAAGGUAGUGGCUGCCGGCUUAGGACCGGAAAGUUAUGUUUUGUUGUAAGCGUCUAAGACUACCAUGUAAGAAGAUUUCCAGCACACACUCUAAAGUUGAGUUUGUUC
This is a messenger RNA of Neurospora tetraspora, 2368 nucleotides long. RefSeq lists its product as uncharacterized. The record is from RefSeq and is a predicted model, not a curated record. The coding region runs from base 147 to 2084 and encodes 645 amino acids. The transcript has a single exon. Lineage: Eukaryota; Fungi; Ascomycota; Sordariomycetes; Sordariales; Sordariaceae.